This is a messenger RNA of Lodderomyces theae, 1221 nucleotides long. RefSeq lists its product as uncharacterized. Bases 1 to 1221 code for a protein of 406 amino acids. The record is from RefSeq and is a predicted model, not a curated record. The transcript has a single exon. Lineage: Eukaryota; Fungi; Ascomycota; Pichiomycetes; Serinales; Debaryomycetaceae.
AUGAAGUUUACAUCACUUAUACCCACAGCACUUCUUUGUUGCUCACAAGUGGUUCACAGUUUUGACUUUCUGCAAUACGAUGACAUUCUUGAAGAGAUAUCAUCCUUGGGAGACUUCAGCUCAGAUGCAUCGUCAUCAGCUGACAGUGGCUCAUCCGUAUACAAAAGAGACGACAAUAACUUGACCUACAACCAGGCUGCAGUUGACCAAUACGUGCAUCUCUUCCAAUCCAUCGAACAAUCAAACUUGAUCCCCAGCUUGCUUGAGGAGAUUUCCAACAACCAAACCCAAAUCAACAACUUGGUUAGUUAUAUUGAGCUCUUGUUGUCGGGAAAUAGCACCAGCGAAAACAGUACUCUCAGUCUCAAUGGUAUUAGCAUCAAUCUCAACAUGACUCAAAUCAUGAAUGCAGUAAUGGAAUCUGGAAUUAUCCCAUCAACUUAUAGUCAGUUAUUGGGCAACAAGACAAACAACCAGAAAGUUGCCGAUUGGGCCGGCAGUGCAUUAUCGUCACCUGAUAAUGUUUGGAUUGGAUGGUUGUUGACUAAAUUAGGUCAAGGCAUGCCGCUCACUGUUCCUGCUCUUGCCGAUGUUAUUCUCAACACCACGUCAAAGGCCAACACUAAUGAUACCAACAAGUCCGAAAUCAAUGUCAAACAAACACCUCCAUUAGCGGAAGAUGUGGGAGUGAGUCCAGAUGGAAUCAAUAAUGACGGUACUACUAAAGAUUCUGUCUACAUCAAUUUAGACCAACAGAAUGCAAGAAGAGUCAAGAGAAUGGAAGAAUACUUGAUUUCUAAAAGAGCAUCCGAUGUCGAUGAUAGGUACUCUGGGUCAUUGAGCCAGUUCUUGAACAAUGCCAUCAACACCGUAGUCAAUUCGCAAUUAGUGUCGUCAAGUAUCAAUGACAUCGUUGUCGCUUUGAACCAGUCGAACAUAAUCACCCCUAUUGUGCUUCAAGUUCUUGAAAAUGACAACUUGAGCCAGUUGAUUAACCCCAUUGUCAAGACAUUGUAUGAAAACGGAGCCUUCAACAGCUUGCCUUUGAACUACUACUUUAUCUAUGCUAAGGAAAGAGGCAUAUUGAGUGAUUCGUUGCAGUAUUUGUUGACUGAUCCUUUCUAUUCUCCUCCCAUUGCUAGAUUGUUGAAGAGAAUGGAAGAUAUUGGAACGUUUCAGUAUUUGCAGGAUAACAUGUAUGGACCCCACAAGAGGAAUUAG